Schistosoma margrebowiei is the source of this 468-nucleotide messenger RNA. The record is from the annotation of a GenBank genome assembly. NCBI's taxonomy places the organism in Eukaryota, Metazoa, Platyhelminthes, Trematoda, Strigeidida, Schistosomatidae.
AUGCCUAGUGUGACUACAACAAGUACUGUCAGUUCAUCAGGAGUUCGUUUAAUGCGUAAAACUUCAUGUACUGGUACCAACGAUCAAGCUACUAAUUGUUCGUUUCAACAUAAUCCUGACAGAAAAUCACUAAGAGAUCAACCAAAUGUAGGGAAAUAUAAGUUAAUUCGUACACUUGGUCGUGGUAAUUUUGCAAAAGUCAAAUUAGCACAACAUGUUUCAACUGGGCGUGAAGUUGCUGUGAAAGUGAUCGAUAAAACUCAGCUUAAUCAGGCCAGUUUGAAGAAGCUAUUCCGAGAAGUGAAUAUUAUGAAAAUGUUAAAUCAUCCAAACAUCGUUCGCUUAUAUGAAGUGAUCGAAUCUGAGCGUCAUGUAUAUCUAGUCAUGGAAUAUGCAGAAAAUGGUAAGUUAUUUGUCUUACUUUUGCAUUUCUUAUUGUUUGUUAUAAACAAAUGUCAUUUCCUAUGA